Rubroshorea leprosula is the source of this 1635-nucleotide messenger RNA. NCBI's taxonomy places the organism in Eukaryota, Viridiplantae, Streptophyta, Magnoliopsida, Malvales, Dipterocarpaceae. The record is from the annotation of a GenBank genome assembly.
AUAUUCGCUAAAUUGCCGGUGAAAUCCCUUAUCAGAUUCAUGUGCUUGUCCAAGUCGUGUUAUCAGGCCAUCUCCGAUCCUCAAUUCUUCUCCCUUCACCUCCAUCAUUCCAACCAAAGCAACAAACAAUUUCUCCUCCAAAUUAGUGGGGGCCCUCUAACCCUGCAAUCUUUGUCUUUCUGCCAUCAUCAAUUGCUUCGAGAACCGGUUACAUUGGAUCAACCUAUUCUGCUUCUGUCUGAUUGGCGGUGGGAAAUCGUCGGUUCCUGCAAUGGGGUUCUGUGUUUGACAACUUCUCCUCAAUCCAUUCACUAUAUAGGUUUUCUAAACCCUUCAAUUAAAAAGUUAAAGCUUGUUCUUUUUCCCAAUUUGGAGUAUUCCUUUUAUCCCUCUAUCGGUCUUUAUAGGUCGGUAGAUGGAACAUACAUUUCAACUGAAAUUGGGUUUGGUUUUGAUUCCCGCACAAGUGAUUUUAAGAUUGUGAUAAUUUUUCGAGAAAUAUCUGCAGAAAGAUGGAGACAAGUUCAAAUUUAUUCACUAAGAAAAAAUUCAUGGAAGGUUCUUAGUAAUGUUCCCAAUUCUUUAGACAAUAGAUAUGACUCAUAUGAGCCUCAAGUAGUUGUUAAUGGAGCUUUUUAUUGGUUUGUAAACUGUGUCAUCAGUGAUUGUUUCUCGAUCUUGAUGUUUGAUUUCACUGACGAAACAUUUAAAGAGAUUAAGAUGCCAGAUUGUUUCGAUGAAGAACUAUGCGAAUUUGAUAGCUUGGGGGAAGUCAAGGGAAAACUAUCCUUGCUGUAUUUUGAUAUAAAUUCUUCUACGGAUGUUUCAUUGGAGCUGUGGAUGAUGGAGGAUUCUGGUUGGGUUAGACAAUUUGUUGUCAAUGUUAGUCAGCUUUACGAACCUACAUGCUUGGCGAUGAAUGAUGAAGUUAUGCUACUGUUAACACAUCCUAAUUAUGAAGUUGGCCAUAUUCUUUCUCGUGACCUCAAGACCUUGGAGUUGACUGACCAUGGAGUUGAGGAGGAGAGUUCCUGUGCUUUUACCUAUACACCGAGCCUGGCCUUACUUGGGGAAGAAAACUAGUGGUUUGAGGACCUCUGAAUGGUAUGAUGUUUAACAUUGUUGUUGUACCAUUUCUCAAUUUGUUUUUGGUUUUCAUGAGACACUAUCUGUUAUCCUGUUUAAUUCAGUUUAUGUAUUUUGAUGACUCCUUUUUUACCAUUGUGCUUUCAGCAUCUCAGUCAUAGAGUAUGAGUUUUUUCUUGGUUGGAAUGGAAUGUCUUUUAUUACAAAAGCAGCAUCCAUUUCUGUCUUCAUCUCCCUACAUACCCCAUGAAAACAGAAUGGUACCGAAUGAAUUGAUUGUUGAGAUAUUCACCAAAUUGCCUGUUGAAUUGCUUGUCCAAUUCAUGUGCCUGUCCAAGCUGUGGUCUCAGGUUAUCGUUAAGUUCUCAAUUCUUCCUCGACCACCUCCACCAUGUCAAUCAAACAAGUAAAAAGUUUCUCCUUCAGAUUAAAUUCCUAAGAUCUCUGCAGCUUCGAUUAAUCCCAGAUGUAGAGAUAUUGAACUCGUCCUUGCAUGGUUGGCGGUUGUUUAAAAUUGUUGGUAGCCGUCAUGGCCUGCUACUAUUUUUU